CACCAUUUACUUUUCAUCAAAGCGGGAAAUCGAUACCCUAGUUUUAUUUUCCAUUUUUCGUUUGCACCUCUUGAUAUACAACACUUGAUUACAAAACCCGAAAAUAAAGUAAGAAAGGGAAGAAAUACACUUGUUGAAAGCCUCAAGUCCUCAACAGUCGGCACAUUUACCCCACCCACGUAUCCUUUUACCCCUAUUCUUAAAAAAACCCAAAGAGAUUCACCAAAACUGGAUCAUUUCAUCAGAAUCUUGGUUGGUUUGAGUUGAUUCGAGGCAAGAAAUUCUGGUAAAUGCGAUAGUUUGUGUGCAAGUGAAGUUUGAUCGGAAUCUGAAAUCUCUUUAGUUAAAUCGGAAAGAGGGUUUUGAAAAUUAGGGUCUAGGGUUUGUCUAAAUGGGCGAUGCAAUGGUUGUUGACGUUCCAAAGAAGUCGACGAAGAGGAAGAGGGUUGAGUUAGUGAUGAGUACAGAAGAAAGAGAAGCACGCAUUGGGGCUUUACGUGGGGAACUUGAUAGUUUGUUCAAGUAUUAUAACGAGUCUCUUAGUCGGGACGCGCUAAUCGAUGUAGACUCAGUUAAGGCGAAUGGUUCGACUAAUUCGAUGAUUGCGUCUUUACUGGAAGAGAACAGUCUUCCAUUGUCAAAAUUGGUGGAAUCGAUUUUCUCUACACUGAAAGAGAAAGAGGGUUCGAUGACACCUGCUUCUGUGAAGAGCGCUGUGCUUCUUAUCGGCCAGAGAUCUUUCUAUGGAGUACAAAACCCAAAUGCGGAUGUAUUGGAAGACGACUCUCCUUCUUCCCUUUGGUGUUGGGAGACAAGAGACAUAAAAUUACUCCCGAAGUCAUUUCGUGGUGCGAUUAAAAUUCGGCGUACUUGUCGCAAAAAGAUCCACGAAAGGAUAACUGCUGUUUCUGAUGUUAUAACUGAACUAAUGAAGCUAGAGAGCGCUUCAAAUGGUGUUCAGAAGGUUCUGAAAGCAUCUGAAAGGCUUAUUAAAGUGUUGAGUGAAGUGGAAAUACGUUCACUAGUUGAAAAAAUGGAACAGAAAAAUGGUGCUGACGUUGCUGAGAAGGAAGUAAAACGUGAAGAAAAACUAGUGGUGAAGCAAUUGGAGAAAAACAAACGUGAAGUUGAGAAAGAGAAAUUGAGAAUUGAGCGGGAACUUUUGAAGGAAAAGUUGCAAAAUGAGAAAGAAAUGAAACGUCUGCAAGAUGAGGCUGAAAAAGAAGAAAAACGGCGUGAAAUUGAAAUGAAAAAACAGUUAAAAAAACAACAAGAGGAAGCAGAAAAAGAACAAAAACGCAAAGAGAAAGAAGAAGCUGAACAAAAAAAGCAGCUUGCUUUACAAAAACAAGCAUCAAUCUUGGAAAGAUUCCUCAAAAAAAAGUAA
Messenger RNA from Lactuca virosa, 1387 nucleotides. NCBI's taxonomy places the organism in Eukaryota, Viridiplantae, Streptophyta, Magnoliopsida, Asterales, Asteraceae. The record is from the annotation of a GenBank genome assembly.